UUGGAGGUGAAGGACCGCCUGUCCCUUCUCUGUCUGUGCUGUCAAUGGCUUCCGGGACUUGUUUUAUUUGAAUGUCUGGGAGUUUUAAGUGACCAAUAAUGGAUAUUCUAUGGAUAUUAUGGACCAUACCGGCUGUAAUAGCUGUUGAAGAGACGCUUAUGGACUCCACUACAGCCACAGCGGAGCUCGGCUGGACAGUGUACCCCGUGUCAGGCACCAGUGACAACAGCUGGGAGGAGGUGAGCGGUUAUGAUGAAAACAUGAACACCAUCCGGACGUACCAGGUCUGCAAUGUUUUCGACAACAAUCAGAACAACUGGGUACGGACAAAGUACAUCCGCCGUCGUGGUGCUCAGCGGAUCCACGUGGAGAUGAAGUUCUCGGUGAGGGACUGCAGUAGCAUUCCCAACGUGCCUGGCUCCUGUAAAGAGACAUUUAACCUCUAUUACUACGAAUCUGACUCGGACACAGCCAGCAGGAACUCCCCGGCCUGGAUGGAGAACCCCUGGAUCAAAGUGGACACCAUCGCAGCAGACGAGAGCUUCUCCCAGGUGGAUCUAGGGGGCAGAGUGAUGAAGAUCAACACUGAGAUCCGGAGCUUCGGCCCUGUGUCACGAAACGGCUUCUACCUCGCCUUCCAGGACUACGGCGGCUGCAUGUCGCUCAUCGCUGUUCGCGUCUUCUAUCGGAAGUGCCCACGCAUCAUCACCAACGGGGCGUUGUUCCAGGAGACGCUGUCGGGAGCAGAGAGCACCUCCCUGGUGGCUGCACGAGGUGUUUGCAUCCCCAACGCAGAGGAGGUGGACGUGCCCAUCAAGCUGUACUGCAAUGGAGAUGGAGAAUGGAUGGUUCCCAUUGGACGCUGCAUGUGCAAGGCUGGGAACGAGGCUGUGGAGAAUGGGACUGUCUGUCGAGCCUGUCCGUCGGGCUUCUUCAAGCCGACUCAGAAAGACGAACCCUGCCUGCAGUGCCCCAUCAACAGCCGAACCACCAGCGAAGGCGCCAUGAACUGCGUUUGCCGCAACGGUUACUACCGCACCGACUCAGACCCUCUCCAGAUGCCCUGCACAACCGUCCCCUCAGCUCCACAGACCGUCAUCUCCAGCGUGAAUGAAACCUCUGUGAUGCUGGAGUGGAUACCUCCCCGGGACUCGGGGGGCCGCGAGGACGUCGUCUUUAACAUCAUCUGCAAGAGCUGUGGUGGAGGCCGUGGAGGCUGCACCCGCUGCGGGGACAACGUCCAGUUCCAGCCCCGUCAGCUGGGCCUGACAGAGCCCCGGGUCUACAUCAGUGAGCUGCUGGCCCACACGCAGUACACAUUCGAGGUGCAGGCUGUCAACGGCGUGUCAGACCAGAGCCCGUACUCCCCUCAGUACUCCUCAGUCAACAUCACCACUAACCAGGCUGCUCCAUCCACAGUAUCCAUCAUGCACCAGGUCAGCCGCACUGUGGACAGCAUCACCCUCUCCUGGUCCCAGCCUGACCAGCCCAAUGGAGUCAUCCUGGACUACGAGCUCCUGUGUUAUGAAAAGGACCAAUCAGAGGUUAAUGCUACCGCCAUCAGGAGCCAGACCAACACAGUGGUGAUCCGCGGCCUGAAGCCAGGAAGCAUCUACGUGUUCCAGGUCCGGGCGCGCACCGUGGCCGGCUUUGGACGCUACAGUGGCAAACUGUACUUCCAGACCAUGACUGAGGAGGAAUACAACACCAGUAUUCAGGAGAAGCUACCUCUCAUCAUCGGCUCGGCAGCUGCGGGCUUGGUCUUCCUCAUCGCUGUGGUCGUCAUCAUCAUCGUCUGCAACCGGCGUGGCUUUGAACGAGGUGAUUCAGAAUACACGGACAAACUGCAGCACUACACCAGUGGCCACAUGACUCCAGGAAUGAAGAUAUAUAUUGAUCCGUUUACAUAUGAGGACCCCAACGAGGCUGUGAGGGAGUUUGCCAAGGAGAUUGAUAUAUCCUGUGUGAAGAUUGAACAAGUCAUCGGAGCAGGAGAGUUUGGAGAGGUUUGCAGCGGUAACUUGAAGCUCCCGGGUAAAAGAGAGAUGUUUGUAGCCAUAAAAACUCUGAAGACUGGCUACACUGAAAAGCAGAGGCGAGACUUCCUGAGCGAGGCCAGCAUCAUGGGCCAGUUCGACCAUCCAAACAUCAUCCACCUGGAGGGCGUGGUCACCAAGAGCAGUCCUGUCAUGAUCAUCACUGAGUUCAUGGAGAACGGCUCUCUGGACUCCUUCCUCAGACAAAACGAUGGGCAGUUCACUGUGAUCCAGCUCGUUGGUAUGCUGCGUGGCAUCGCCUCAGGCAUGAAGUACUUGGCCGACAUGAACUAUGUGCACCGCGACCUCGCUGCCCGGAACAUCCUGGUCAACAGCAACCUGGUGUGCAAGGUGUCGGACUUCGGUCUCUCACGCUUCCUGGAGGACGAUAAUUCCGACCCCACCUACACUAGUGCUCUGGGAGGGAAGAUUCCUAUCCGAUGGACGGCACCCGAAGCUAUCCAGUACAGAAAGUUCACCAACGCUAGUGAUGUGUGGAGCUACGGGAUCGUCAUGUGGGAAGUCAUGUCCUACGGAGAGAGGCCUUACUGGGACAUGACCAAUCAAGAUGUCAUCAACGCCAUAGAGCAGGACUACCGGCUGCCCCCCCCCAUGGACUGCCCCAGCGCGCUGCACCAGCUCAUGUUGGACUGCUGGCAGAAGGACCGCAACAACCGGCCCAAGUUCAGUCAGAUCGUCAACAACCUGGACAAGAUGAUCCGCAAUCCCAACACGCUGAAGGCCAUGACCCCGUUAUCUUCAGGUGUUCAUCUCCCCCUCUUGGACCGCAGCAUCCCCGACUUCUCCAGCUUCAGCACCGUGGACGAGUGGCUGGAUGCCAUUAAGAUGGGCCAGUACAAAGACAAUUUCGCCGGCGCUGACUUUUCUACGUUUGAUGUGGUGUCCCAGAUGACCAUGGAGGACAUCCUGGGAGUCGGGGUGACGUUAGCGGGCCAUCAAAAGAAGAUCCUCAACAGCGUCCAGAUGAUGCGGGCACAGAUGAACCAGAUCCAGUCGGUGGAGGUUUGACCCUCCCGAGCGGAACCGAGGGGGGAGAACAAAAGGCGGUUGGGAUGCAGGGCUCUGGGUGUGGAGGAUGGAGUGGAUGGUUUUUUCGCGUUACAGUGUGUCUGGACUUCCCACCAGGCUACCAUUCAUCCCCCCCCGCCCGGUUCCCCUCUCCACUUCCCUCUCUCCUCCUCUUAUCCCCUCACCCUGACUCUCCCUCCAUCCUGGGAUCAGCUGUUGAAACAAAAGUCCCAGUGAUGAGGCACCAGAGGAGAGCCAACCCCAUCUCUGGAGUCAGAAACAUGGGAGGUUAGACGUGACCAGCAACAACAAAAAAUUCAAUCAAUCUUCCACCAAUUUUCAUUUGAUGUUUUUUUUUCUUUUGGUUUUGUUUGUUCUGAUGAUUUUGUAAAGAAUUUUUAAAGGAAAAAAAAGAAAAAUAAUGAGAAAAGGCAAGGAGUUUAUCUAAAUUUAUAGAUGAUAUAAGCUUGUACACUAGACGGACUGAGUAGGAAAGCUACCCUUUAAAAGGGCGAGAAAACAAGGGAGAGUUGAGGAGACGAGGCCAUCCUCUGCAAGGUGACAAUAUUGUCUUUUUUGCAUCUUUUUAAUUUUGGGACAUCAUGAGGACAUCAGAGUUUUCUGUGGCCUUCAGAAAGGAAGAGGAGACUGAAGAGCCCAACGUGCACUCCCAACUGUUUCCCCAGGAGAGAACAUGCAUUUUUAAAAACCAUCAAAUGGACAACAUUUGGCAAAGACUGAUGUCAAAAACACAUUCAUUCAGACUGACAAUUCACACAGUGAAAAAGAAAAAAAGGUUUCUCAUUGCAAUUAUUUUCUAUAUUGUGUGAAAUGUUGUGAUGAAGAACUCCGCCUCACCAUGCUUCCUCUCACUAUAGACAAAAGUGUUUUUCUUUCUUUCACAGUGAACUAUUCACAGCCUGCCAAAUAGAACUCUUCCCUUUUUUUUGCACCCUGUACGAUGAUCCUGUAUUGUACAUAUCAGAUGCACUUGACCUGCCAUAACUCGGAGACUCAGAAACAAUAAUCAGCAGAAGAAAUGAUCGAGAGGAGGAUUUCAGUUGUCACCAUCCUUUUCUUUCCUUAUUUUGUGAAAAAAAAAUAGCUUGUGGAGAGAAAACAAAACCGCACGUCCUACGCAGAAUCACACAAAAUAAAACAGGUUCUACUGUUUACAUCAGAGGCCACAUACAAUACAGGAUGUGCUGUUAUAGCAUCCUCCUUCAUCCCCAGUGCCGUCUGUGCAUCCGUGCACACACACACACACACACCACGUGCACAACGAAGCAGAGGCUCCCCAAGCGGCAGGACUCGUGUUUGAUAGCAUGCUGAGUGAGUGGUUAAUUUCACAGUGCUUUGAUUUGCUGCAAUUACUAAAAACUCUGUUUGGUAAGAGCUUGAGUUUGAAACACUUUACAGAGUAUAACGUGGCUACAUUAUUUUCAGUGUUUCUUCUUCUUCCAGUUUUCCUUUUUUGAAAAACAUUUUUAAAGUAUUAAAGUUGUGAUACCACACACGGUUAUUUUACACUCACACAUAGUCAUGGAUAGAUUUUAAAAUCAGGCGUUUGUUGAAUUAAAUGCAACGUGUUAUAUUUUUGCAAUUUCUGUAUGGAUAUUAUUGAAUUGUUAUUAUUACUUUUUUUUAUGCACUGAGUCUAUUGUUUGACUCCAACAAACACUCUGGAUCUUCCAUCGAUGCUUUUAGACUUUUUCAUUUUGAAACAUGUUGGUGCACAAAUCCAUGUAGAUAAACAGCCCUGUGAAUGGUAUUGAUUUGAUUUUAAAGACAGUAUAUGCAUUUAUUGUUGGGCCUCCUGUGAGCUGUCAAUCAUCGUCUGCGUUGUCCGGGUGACCAGGGUUAUGCGAGAGAUGAGAGUCCGUAGCAAUGCGAGGAUUCCCCGGGGAAGUGAAUCAGACAGUACACAGCCAGUAAAUGAUAUCAGAGAUCCAACGGGGACCUGACAGCCAGACACGGACCUCCAGCUGUGAGCCAUCGGUCAGAUGUGUCCGGCCACAGCGGGGAGGCCGCACCCCGAUCACAGCCGCUCUCUCCAGGCACCGAUUCUCCCCCCUUGAUCACAUGCAGGCCUGCCGGGGCCACCUGUCUGCCGCUCCCACUGAUCUCCAACCAGCAGUUGUCUGGUUUCGUCUCUGCGACUUUAUAAGCAUCAACAGGCGAACAGCGGAGACACUCAUCAGUGGGGCAGUUGUGUCUUGUCCUGUCCUGAUGCUGCAUGACAAAGAAAGGCUUGACAAUGCUUCCACACUGAGAAAACUAGAACGUUUCAGCUAGCUUAUACAGUUGUGUGAAAUAUGUUGACAUAAUACAUUUCAUUAAAGUCAACGGUUCAGUUUUUUUCAUUGCUUGUUCGCUCAAACCAAAUCCUCACACUUGAGUUGUUGUGGCAGCUUUAGCACCAAAGCUCUGAUAAAGAAACCUCAGUCACUGCUAUCCUGUCAUCUUACACUGAAAAAACGGAAUUGUUGAUAUGUCAACAAAUUUCACACAACUGUAUUAGGUUAGUUGAAAGCAACAAUAUUACGUUUUCAUAGGUUCAACUUGAUAGUGUUUCUUCAACUAACCUCAUACAGUCCUGUGAAUGCCCCUCCAUGUUCUUUUGUUCAUCUGCAGUGCGCCACAUCAUAACAGAUAUUUCCCUGGAAGCUUGUAUAACAUAUGAAAAUGGUAGGAGGACAAUCAUAAGCUGUUAGUCAUAGCUGAGAGGCGAGUGAGAAGUGCCGCUGUGACCUAAAUGCCACUGAUGCCAGCAUGCCGUUUGAUUUUUAUUUAACCAAGCUUUUUGACCGUCUUGCUUUUCCAUUUCCCGGUACUUAACAGCUCAUCAGAUUGUGAGGCUGAGGCUGCACGUCCUCUCAUGGUAUGGCAAAUAUUCAACCGUCAGGAAAAACGUUUAUUAUUGUCCAAGGAAUUAAUCUAGACUAGAGUGUACACAAGGCUGGUGAGUUUCUGCUCCAACCCCAUUAAUGGUUGUUCAGAUGCUUGUCCGUGGACGCUGCCAAGACUUUGAGUUAUUAAUCAAGAAAUUAUCCUUGAACUCUGUUUCAAGGAACUACCUUAAACUGGAUGACUAGACAUCAAAUAGUGCUGAAGUGCACACUGUCAGUAUUUUCUUGGGGAUACUUUUCCUUCUGAAGGGUUAGUUUGUUGUUUUCCAUUUUUAUCUGAAGGAGUUUUAGGAGAGCCUUUUUGAUUGAAUGUCGAGUGUUUGAGAGCACCGCAUUAAGUAUUUAUGUAUCUUCUGAUUUCGAUGGCACAAAAGAGACGCAUUGUUGCAGUUUGGAGCUGAGCAAUGAAAGAGGGAACAAGAAAUUGACCCACUUAUGUCGAGUGUUUAAAGUGGUUCUGACUGUUUUUCCCGCCGCAGACUGGCUGCUUUCUUUACACCAAAGCACAAGCUGUGAAAAAAGGCUGUCCGAGACUAUUUCUAAUGUAUAGAACUGGGUUACUAAUUCAUCUGGUACAGGUUUCAUGGAGGGCAUAUUUCAAAAUGUGAUUCGAUAGGGUGAUUACUGUUUCAUCACCUCCUGAAAUUAAAUUGAAUACUGCAUUGUGUAUUACUGCAAGUAUCACAUUUAAAUCCACUGUAAACCAAUUCAACAUUUAAAAGGUAUGUUGGCCCUUUUAAAUCAAGUAUUAUCUCCUCAGAUUAAGUUUUACUGUUGGUUUCAAAGCACUAGAACCUGACACCUACACAUGCUUUUAAAAACUUUAAACAGUUUUCCUCUGGUAAUUGAAGCAGAGUCAGAGUGGUUGUGACACUCAUAAUGGUUUCACACAAUGUUUGCCUACUGCAACUUUCAGCAAAGCUCUCCUUUUACAUCUGUGCAGCAAAGUAAAAGAAAAAAAAACACUCAGUCCUGCCCUCACCGUGUGCCAAUUGUUGAAGGACGGAGGAAAAAGCGUUAAGUCUCAGUGUUCCUGUUACAUGAUAGUGUGCAUAAACACGAGCUGUGCCAGGUUGUACCCGCUGGGCUGCGUUUGAACGGCGCCCAAACUACAGCAUGGUCAGAGCGCCGGGUCUGCCUCCUGUUGAGGAGGAGGACAGAAAAUGGCUCCCGUUCAAUGGACGCAGCACGAAGCACGAGAGCGCCCUCUACUGCUGCGGUGGUCAAAUGUAGCGUGUUGGACUGACUUCUCCAGAUGCAAAGCUCCAGUGUUCAGGACGAACGCCGGCUGCUGUAUCUUCCCUUGUUGGACAAACUUUCGUACCACUAUACCACCCGUAUUCCCCAUUCAUGACCCUGUGUUCCCCCUCUGUCCCCCUCCCCCCCCCCUGAACACCCCCAUCCCACUACCACUCUGGUUGUUGUUGGUGUGUACAGGCAAGGGGUCUCAACGUGUUGCCCGGUCCUCUCAAGCCCACAUUGUAGACCAGUGCCGGUUCAGACCACUGUGACUCGUGUGGGAGAUCCUGUAUUUCUGUAUAAAUGUAUAUUGACUGUAACCCUGUGAAUGAUGUAACAAUUUCAUUAUUUGUAAUAUUGUCAUUGGUUUAUUUUCUAAAAAUGGAAAGCCCAACUUGACUCUCCUCAAUAAAAAAUCUGUUAUAAAAUA
This is a messenger RNA of Gymnodraco acuticeps, 7643 nucleotides long. It is a transcript of the gene ephb2b, whose product is annotated as eph receptor B2b. The transcript has 16 exons. Gene Ontology annotation, molecular function: protein binding; ATP binding; transmembrane-ephrin receptor activity. The coding region runs from base 99 to 3065 and encodes 988 amino acids. Gene Ontology annotation, cellular component: plasma membrane; neuron projection. The record is from RefSeq and is a predicted model, not a curated record. Lineage: Eukaryota; Metazoa; Chordata; Actinopteri; Perciformes; Bathydraconidae. Gene Ontology annotation, biological process: axon guidance; central nervous system projection neuron axonogenesis; protein phosphorylation.